ACCCAAUCAAAUUCAAUAUCUUUUCAUGAACUGAUAUAUACAGUUGCGGUAAAAAAUAUGGGCACAAAUUGAGGAGUAACACAAGUACUAAAAUCCCAUUGGUUUCUGAGUCUGAGGAUCAACAACAGGACAACUUAAUGGUGUCUACCACAGUUGCUUUAUAUGAGAAUUGAAGAAUGCAAAGAGUUGAAGCAUAUUAUUGAAGAUGAUUUGGAGAAUAAAAAUAAAUCCUCAAAUUUUAUGUCUACAACAAAGACAUGCUUCCCAAAGCUAGAACGGCUUGUAGUGAUAAAGUGCGACAUGUUGAAAUAUGUCUUUCCAGUCUCCAUAUGUAACGAGCUUCCUGAGCUAAAUGUUCUGAUCAUAAGAGAAGCAGAUGAGCUGGAUGAAAUAUUUGCAAGUGAAGGUCGUGAUGAGAAAGUCGAGAUUCCAAAUCUAGAAUAUGUAGUAUUUGAAAAUCUUCCAAGCCUCUGUCAUGCCCAAGGAAUUCACUUGAAAAUGAUCUUUCUAGUUUAUGUGAUUACAUCUACGGAAUUGAUGAAUGAACAAUCGAUGGACAAACAACGUCCACUUGGAGAAACUGAUAUUGCCGGCAAACCUUCUCAGGUUAGCGAAACAAGUGUUGAAGAAGAACUUAAAUUCACUGCGUAAUAGAUUCAAGGGUUGUGCCUACAACUUACUGGCUGAGCUAUUGAAAUUCCUUGAAACUCAUAGUGUCUUGGAUGUAUUAGGUUCAUGCCACUCUGAAUUUGUGGAGCUACUACUAGAUGCGCGCAACUUUGGUUUUGAUAAGGAUUGGUUGGAUAGUGUCGAAAGACGGGCUAUGUUUCCUGAUAUACAAAUAUCGCAAGACGCCAUGCAAACAUUAUUGGAUUCCAAGCAACAGGUUACCAAGGAAGUUGAAGUGUUGCAUUUGAAGAUAGAGAUUUUAAGUCAACAUGUGGAGGAUCUUAAGCAUCAAUUGACAUGCUCCAAAGCUGUUUUGAAGAAUAUAAUUCAACAAGAGGCAGUUUUAAGUGCCCUUAUUGGCUAUUAGACUAUAUUUUCUUGUACUUCUAUUUCAUCUUUGCUACUUUGUUAUACUUUUCAUUGUGGGAACCUUUGGGUGUAAAGUUUAGUCAUUUCUCAUCCAGAAU
Messenger RNA from Medicago truncatula (barrel medic), 1136 nucleotides. RefSeq lists its product as uncharacterized. Bases 163 to 651 code for a protein of 162 amino acids. NCBI's taxonomy places the organism in Eukaryota, Viridiplantae, Streptophyta, Magnoliopsida, Fabales, Fabaceae. The transcript has 4 exons. The record is from RefSeq and is a predicted model, not a curated record.